GGUUUGUCGAAAAAUUUACGCUUAUAAAAUGUUGUUAAGAAAAGUGACAACCAACAGUGGAGGAUACAUUGCUAAGACCUUCGCACCAGCGGCAUUUCGUUUUAUAACAACAAAGAAACCGGCUUCUCAGCAAGACGUCAGCGCAAGUCAACUUGGAACUAUACAGCAAGUAAAUGAAGCCAACUUGGUGGCCUGGCAGAAGGCACGUCCCUUUGAAGAGGUGCCAAAAGUGAAUGCAUUAAAAUUGAUUUUGAAAUUUUCGCCCGGCGGCGCUUAUGCCAAAUUAGACUUCAAUGAUCUCGUGGCGACUAUGCUCAAGGACUACGGCCCCUUCUUCAUGUUGCCCGCCAUGAUGGGACGCCCUAAGAUUUUAGUAACACACAAUCCAGAUGACUUUGAAAAUCUCUUUCGCAACGAAGGUAUUUGGCCAAUAAGACCCUUCUCGGAAACUAUACGUUAUCAUCGGAAUAAAUGGCGUGCAGACUACUUUCAGGGCGUGGAGGGCGCAAUAGCGACACAAGGCGCACAGUGGAACGCGUUUCGAAAAGUCGUGAAUCCCCUACUAGUGCAGCCGAAAAAUAUCAAAAUGUAUGCGAAGAAGUUGGCACAAGUGAAUCAGGAAUUUGUCGACAGAAUCCGUUUGAUACGUGAUCCGCAAACCUUGGAGAUGCCCGCUGACUUUGAGCAGUGCCUACAACGUUGGACUUUCGAGUCGGUCGCUGUGGUGGCAUUAGAUAAGCGUUUGGGUCUGCUGCGCGAUGAUCAAGGUGAAAAUUUUGCCGACGCAUUGCGUCUAUUCUCGGCGCUAAAUGUGUUCAUGGCAUUAUCCUUCGACUUGGAUUAUAAGCCGACACUUUGGCGUUACAUAGCCACACCGAAGUUCAAACGUCUGAUGCGCGCCAUGGAUGAUAUACAAACUCUAACUGGCAGGUUCAUAAACGAAACAAUUCAAAAACUUCAGCUGGAAAGCCAACAAGGCUACAAGGCACGACCCGAGCACGAGCAGAGUAUUUUGGAGCGUUUGUUGAAGAAAGAUCAGAAAGUAGCAACGGUAAUGGCCAUGGAUAUGUUGAUGGCGGGCGUUGAUACGACCUCCAGUCUCGCCGUUGGCGCCUUACUCUGUUUGGCUAAGCAUCCGGAAAAACAAGCGCUCCUGCGCGAGGAAGUAAAGCGCGUGUUGCCACAAAAAGAUGGCGAAUUCAUCGAGGAUGCUUUGUCUAAAACGCCAUAUUUGCGCGCCUGUCUGAAAGAGUCGCUGCGUGUCUAUCCAGUGGCGAUUGGCAAUAUGCGCGUGCCACAAAAUGAUCUCGUACUGAGUGGUUAUCAAGUGCCGAAGGAUACUUACGUUAGCAUGAUCUUUACUACGCUGCAAGCGAACGCACGUUACUAUGCUCGGCCGUUGGAAUUUUUACCCGAACGUUGGCUACGUGAGUGUGGUGAUACCGACGUACCGCCGGAGGGUUGCGUACAGUCAAUCAAAGCGAGUAGUCCAUUUGUUUAUUUGCCUUUCGGUUUUGGGCCGCGUGGGUGUUUGGGUCGGAGAAUAAGUGAAUUGGAGGUGGGUUUGGGUAUUGCGAGAUUGGUUAGGAAUUUCCAAAUAGAAUUCAAUUAUCCAACGGAAAAGGCGUUUAAGGGCAUGUUGAUUAAUGUGCCGAAUUUACCGUUGAAAUUCAAAUUCACUGACAUUGAUUAGACAAAUUUAUUUGCGUGUAAACAUAUUUUUGUACUUUUUCAAUAAAAUAUUACGGUAAAUAAAUUGCGAAAAGUACUGAAAAAUAAAAUUUUAAUUAUCUUAAUAAAUUCUAAGUCACCAAAAACGUGUCGAAAAGCAAUAUAUAGCUUGAACCUGC
This is a messenger RNA of Ceratitis capitata (Mediterranean fruit fly), 1850 nucleotides long. Its product is annotated as probable cytochrome P450 12a4, mitochondrial. Lineage: Eukaryota; Metazoa; Arthropoda; Insecta; Diptera; Tephritidae. The transcript is spliced from 5 exons. The record is from RefSeq and is a predicted model, not a curated record. The coding region runs from base 29 to 1693 and encodes 554 amino acids. Gene Ontology annotation, molecular function: monooxygenase activity; oxidoreductase activity, acting on paired donors, with incorporation or reduction of molecular oxygen; heme binding.